Messenger RNA from Ostrea edulis (European flat oyster), 1140 nucleotides. RefSeq lists its product as uncharacterized. Lineage: Eukaryota; Metazoa; Mollusca; Bivalvia; Ostreida; Ostreidae. The transcript has 4 exons. The record is from RefSeq and is a predicted model, not a curated record. Bases 243 to 731 code for a protein of 162 amino acids.
AGACAGUUGGUAAACGUUCCUAUGGAGAGACCCUCAUAAAAUCGAUAUCGCUUAUAUCAUUGUAAUCAAUUCCGAAUAUAGAAUUACCUGGUACGCGGUUUUAUCGCUUCAUUUCACGGUAUUUUAUUUUCUCUGAAGCGAAAAAGUUCGAUAUAGCCGUGGUUUUCAAAAGAAAACGUCUUCAAAUGCUUUGUCGAUAAUUUAGUCACAACAUAAGUGGCACUUUCAGGACAACAGGGAUAAUGGCUGCCUCUAUGCAGUUCCUGUCAACACCUGCCAAAUUACCUAAGGAAUGGCAGCCUAAGUUACAUGAAUGGAAGGUGUACCAUUCUAGUCAUCCUGACGUCCGACAGGCUGGGUGGCAGAAAUGGGGCCGGGAACACCCGGACUGGUACGCCCGUAGGUCGACUUCUACACACCCCGAUUGGUACAACAGGGAGAGGGAUACUAUCAGAAGAAGCGACUACAAGUGCAUCAAUUGGCAUUAUGAACGACCAUCCAAACCGACAAGCCGAAUUCAUGACGACUUCAUACCACGUGAAAAUGACGUCAUGAUGAAGGAUGUUCAGCGACCAAUGCCCCACAACAAGCACUAUCUUGGCCAGUUCAGUUACCCCAAGCCUUAUCCUAUGGAGGUCCCACCACCAAAAUGGGGACUCUAUAACCCCCCAAACUACGAGGAACCUGCACGGUUCAACCAUUUCCCUCCUAUAAAGUACAAUGGAUAUUAAAACAUGUAGAUAUAGAAUACAAAUAGCUUCGAUAAUAGAAAAUGUAUUUUAUGUACUGCAUAGAUAAUGUAAAUUAAUGUUAUUUAUAGGUAUGUAUCUUUACUUUUAUCUCGGGGGUGGGGGUACAUUUCUAGAUUUCGAGUUGAUGAGGGCAUCUCAGAGUGGUGGUUAUAUGACGGUACUACUGUCUCAAUAUUAGUGUUGCCUAUUUAUUUAUUUAUUGUGUAGUACAGAAUGAUAGUUUGAUUCGUGUAAAUUCACGCAUAGAUUGGUACUAAACACUACGUAUCAAAAGUUACUGUUUUACAUUAAGGUCUAUUCGUGUGAGUGUACAUGCUCUAUUGUUGAAUUUUGUGAAAUGCCUUGUAUGGAGUACGCACUGAAAGUGCUAAAUAACAUUUACUUGUUU